AUGAGAUUCUCAGCAGUUGCAGCAUUGUGCGCCGCGCCAUUGGCAUUGGCUUCUAGCCUUCAAGCAGACCUGGUUGCUCGAGGGGCUGUCAACGCAGAGAAGGGAGCGAAGGCAAACGCAAACGCAAACAGCGGUAAUUCGAUCGUUGUCCAAGAAUCUGGAGCCGUGUCGUCAACAGAGGUCGUCAUCAUCUGGGUCAACAAUGGAGGUGGAGCCGCAACUCAGACUGUCACCACAACACAGACAGUAAUUGGCAGCUCGACGGUUUCCGCUGCAACACAUCAAGUCACCGUCGGUGGAACUGCCGGCCUCGUGUACAGCCCGGAUAACGUCCUUGCCAACGUUGGCGAUAUGGUCGUGUUCACCUUCUUGUCCCAAAACCACACUGCAACCCAAUCAGCUUUCGCCACUCCCUGUGAGAAGCUUACCGGCGGUAUGGAUUCGGGCUUCAUGCCAAACAUCAACGGGUCUGUCAACCCAGCACCUCAAAUGGCUAUGCAAGUCACUGUUGCCACUCCAAUCUGGUUCUACUGCAGACAAACUGGACAUUGUGGAAAGGGAAUGACUUUCUCUAUCAACCCCCAGAACGGUCAAAACGGCAACAAGACCCAAGCUGCAUUCCAACAGUUGGCCAUUUCACAGAACGGUACUGGUAGCACUGCCGUCAUUGCUGGUGGAACUGGGGCUUCUUCUGCUGCACCAGUUUCCAUCGCUUCCGCCACCGCUUCUGCCGCUGCCGUUCAGUCUGCAAGCGCUGGCAGCUCUGGCCUAACUUCCGGAUCUGGAACCCUCAACUCCAAUGGUGCAUGUGACUGCUCUUGCCUUUGCGGUACCGCUGCUUUCCCCGCCGCUGUUCAAGGUAUCGGUGGAUUCGGUGGCAUGUCUGGUUAG
Messenger RNA from Mollisia scopiformis, 891 nucleotides. RefSeq lists its product as uncharacterized. The record is from RefSeq and is a predicted model, not a curated record. The transcript is spliced from 3 exons. NCBI's taxonomy places the organism in Eukaryota, Fungi, Ascomycota, Leotiomycetes, Helotiales, Mollisiaceae. The coding region runs from base 1 to 891 and encodes 296 amino acids.